Guillardia theta CCMP2712 is the source of this 744-nucleotide messenger RNA. RefSeq lists its product as hypothetical. Bases 1 to 744 code for a protein of 247 amino acids. Lineage: Eukaryota; Cryptophyceae; Pyrenomonadales; Geminigeraceae. The transcript has 5 exons. The record is from RefSeq and is a predicted model, not a curated record.
AUGAAUGAACAGAAGAAAUUUAGAAGAAUUCUGCAACAUGGCAAGGAAGACGAAGAUGUUCCUGCAGAGUCUCCGAAGGUCAAGUGGCAUGCCGUCAUCGACUUUGUUUGCUUUCGACGGAAGGGCAUUGAAGACAUUCUGUCUGCCUCAGGGUGCAUCAAACAUUACGUUUUCAUAUCAUCUGAUAGUGUUUUCAUGGCAUGCGAACGAUCAAAGAUUGAAAGUUAUCAGUCGAAGUCAGGCCUUGAAGAGGAUCAUGCUCUUCCAAUCAACAACAAAAAGUCAAAGAGAGAAGCAAAAGAACGAAACUAUUAUCAAUAUGAAUACGGAGGAGGAAAGCUAGAUUGCGAGCUUUGCUUACAAGAAAAUUCCGAUAGAUUCGACAGAUACACCAUCUUGAGAUUGCCUGAUGUUAUCGGUCCCUUCGACAAUCUUGGAUCUUUCAUGAACUUACAGAAGGCGAUUUUGGCAAAUGAGACAAUUGGGACACGAGCAGUUCCUGAUCCUACCAUUCCAGAGUAUGUGAACAUGGUUGCUGAAGCAGUGGGAGUCGGAUGCAAGCAAGAUCCUGAAUUGGAAACCGAAUUGGUAUCCGUUGACUUCGGACCAAUAAGCAACGAAAAGGCGAAAAAGAUCUUACAAUGGCAGCCAACGCCCUUGCAGGAAGCUAUCUGCUCAACAGUAAACUGGUACAAAGAUGAGGAGAACGUGCAGUACACCUCCCACCUUGUUGACUCAAGGUGA